AUGGGUUCCCUAAAAUCAUCGGGUUGUUAUUGGUUGAUAGGGUUAAGGCCAAUUUCCGUCAGUCUGCAAGUGGAUUUGUUUACUAUAAAAGUAAAUGAUUUUAGUCACUUCAUAUCACUCCAUACUUCAUCUCUACAAUCAUCAUCAUCAACAACAACAACGUCCGACAACAGCAGCAAUCUACAGGUACCUGGCUGUAGCAAUGUAUUAGAUUUAGAUUUAGAUAUAGAACAUAGAAAUAGUUUUAGUUAUAGAUUAAAGUCAUCUGUUAAAGAGAGGAAGAAAAAGCAAUUAGAUAGUGAAACAGUAGAGCAAAGAAGAGUUAGACUUGAAAAGCAAAGAGUUAGAAAUAGAAAAAGAGUAGUCCAGGCUAGAAAUAAUAUAUUAGAAUCGGAGGAAUCGGAACGUGAAGUUAGACUUAGAACUCAAAGAGAGAGAAAUAGAUAUAGAAUUGAAAAUGAAACCGAAUUAGAAAGAGAAAAUAGACUUGAAAAGCAAAGAGAAAGUAAUAGAAAAAAAAUAGCAAAUGAAUCAGAAAUAGUUCGUGAAAAUAGACUUGCAACUCAAAGAGCGAAAAAUAGGAUUAGAUUUGAGAAUGAAACAGAACUGGAAAGAGAAAUUAGACUUGAUUUGCAAAGAGAGAGAAAUAGAAAGAGAUAUGCAAGCGAAUCAGAAGUAGAACGAGACAAUAGAUUGCUGAUAAACGAAAUAGAAUUAACAAUGAAACAGAAAUAGAAAGAGAAAAUAGGCUUGAAUAUUUUAAAGCGAAUAAAAUUAGAAAUAGACAAAGCGUCAUACAGUCAUAUGCGGCUGGC
Molecule: messenger RNA, 815 nt
Organism: Meloidogyne enterolobii
Lineage: Eukaryota; Metazoa; Nematoda; Chromadorea; Rhabditida; Meloidogynidae
Source: the annotation of a GenBank genome assembly